Molecule: messenger RNA, 1509 nt
Organism: Necator americanus (New World hookworm)
Lineage: Eukaryota; Metazoa; Nematoda; Chromadorea; Rhabditida; Ancylostomatidae
Exons: 12
Coding region: 1-1509 (502 amino acids)
Biological process (GO): amino acid transmembrane transport
Cellular component (GO): membrane
Molecular function (GO): L-amino acid transmembrane transporter activity
Source: RefSeq, a predicted model, not a curated record
AUGGCAUCUAUUGUUAUUGUUUACGCAUAUGAUGGGUUACCCAAACAAGACAUGGGUCAAAAUGAGGAGUCUCAAAAAUUGGGCUCCCCAUCAACCGCAGUGAAGCUGAAACCACGGAUAUCCCUGUUCAACGGAUGCACUAUCAUUGUCGGAGUCAUCGUUGGUUCGGGUAUUUUUGUCAGCCCUAAAGGUGUGCUUCGAGAAGCAGGAAGCGUUGGGUUAUCCUUAAUUGUUUGGCUUCUUUCCGGAAUGUUCUCCAUGCUUGGAGCUUUAUGUUAUGCUGAGUUAGGUACUGCUAUACCAAAAAGUGGAGGUGACUAUGCCUAUAUCUAUGAGGCAUUUGGCCCAUUGCCAGCUUUUUUGUUCUUAUGGAUGGCUCUUGUGAUCAUCAAUCCGACAUCGAACGCUAUUAUAGCGCUCACUUUUGCUAACUACACGCUAAAGCCAUUAUUUCCGAACUGUGAGGUCCCAGUAGUAGCUGUGACACUACUGGCUGCAUGUGCAAUAGCGCUUCUCACCUUCAUUAACUGCUACAACGUGAGAUUAGCGACCCGAUUCAAUGACAUUUUUACGGUAGCGAAGGUGGCGGCGCUAGGCUGUGUGGUAUUAGCCGGGUUCGCAUGGUUAGCCAUGGGACACACUGAAUAUUUUCAAAUGCCGGAUUUGCUGGAUGGAAGUCAAGUAGAACCUUCUACACUAACUUUGGCCUUUUAUUCCGGCGUUUUCUCGUACACAGGCUUCAGUUAUCUUAACUUUGUAACCGAAGAGCUUAAGGAUCCGUACAGAAAUUUGCCACGAGCGAUUUAUAUCUCACUUCCGGCUGUCACUUUGAUCUAUAUGUUCGUCAAUUUGGCUUAUUUUGCUGUGCUGUCAGUUGAUGAGAUCCUUGAGUCGGAUGCUGUGGCGGUAACGUUUGCCGCGAAAGUGAUGGGACCAUUCGCUCCGCUAAUGCCACUGUUCGUCGCCUGUUCAUGCAUCGGAAGUCUGAACGGCAUACUCUUCACCUCAUCAAGAAUGUUUUUUGCAGGAGCGAGAGAAGGACAACUACCCGAAAUGUUAUCAAUGAUCUCUCUCAAUUACUUCACACCGCUUCCAUCGCUACUCUUCCUGGGAGCAGCAUCGGUCGCUAUGCUUUUUGUGACAGAUGUUUUCGUAUUGAUUAAUUAUUGUGCUUUCUCGGAAAGUCUAGUAGUGGCAGUUUCCGUGGCCGGCUUGAUUAAGCUGAGGUGGACACAACCUAAGGCAGAGGCGCCGAUCAAGGUGAAUAUCCUCAUCCCAGUGGCGUUCCUGUUAUUAUGCUGCCUAUUUCUGGUGCUACCAUUCUUAUCGCAACCUGUAGAAUUAAUGGUAGGCGUGGCAAUCAUCCUGUCUGGUGUGCCAGUCUACUUUUUGUUUGUGAAGAGCACAAAGAAACCAGAUAUCAUUUGUAUCCCUUGGACUUGGCUCACUCACUGUAUCCAAAAGAUGUUGUACUGUGUACCCGAAUGCGAAGAGAAGUUGUUGGAAUAG